UACUGUGUGACCUAAAUGGCACAAAUUAAUCAUCCAAGGUUUGAUUAUUAAACAUAUUCAAAUUAGUUAUUCAGGCAUCAUAUUUCAUAUGUCUGCUUGUUGUAAUGUUUGUUUUGUCUCAUUAUUGCUAGCUUAUUAUUUUUUUUUAUUAUUAUUAUUGCUGCUCUAUUUUUUCUUUAUUUGUAUGCUGUACAGUUUGCUAUUUAUUAGGGUUGAGGUUAAUUUCAUCUUAAUCCUGCAUGUCAAAAAAUAGUAUAGUUUUUCAUGUAGGUUACACUGAUGACUUUAGCUUCAACCCUGCUGUGUAAUAUGUGUACAGGUGUCUUAUGUCAUGCUGAUUGUACUGUCCAUGUUAUGUGAUAUUGUGAUAUUUAUCACCUCAGAAACAACUAGCACUACACAAGCACUUCUUAAACAAAAAAGUAAAAUUCACAUCAAGGAAGAAGAAAAAUUGGAAAUGCCAACCGUAAAGAAAGUAACCAGAAGAUCAAAAGAACACCAGGAAGAUCAUGAAGUUAUAUCAUUGAAAAGUGUUAAUAAGAUUCAGCGUGAAGAACCACCAAAAGAAUCAGGACAACUUCUUCAGAAAGUUGAGAAAUCUGAAAUUGUUGGAGAGGAGAUGGUGUAUUCAAAGGCUGUUACUGAAGUCAAACUCACCAGCAGCUAUGAAGUCACAAAAGAUACUUGGUCAUAUGAAACUGCCACAAAAACAGAGAAAAUAUCAAAGGGGGAGGGAAAGAAGAUAGAACAGCACAAGGAUGUUUGGGAGCAGAAAGGAAUUACUCCCGAAAUAGGAGGAAGAGAUGAAGAAAAUACGGGUAAACAAGGAACUAAAGUUCCAAUGGAAGAGGAACCCAAGAUGCCACAGCCAAGUCUGAAAAGGGUAACCAAGUCAAUAUCUACUGAGAAAGAACAGGAAACUGUAAAAUUAAAACCUGUCGAGAAAUCAGAUAAAGCUGUUGUAGGUCAACAGAAAGACAGCGACAUAGACAGGAGCAAAGAUAGUAUUGGUGUCCAGAAACAUAAAAGACUCAUAAAGGAUGAGCCUGUUUCAAAGAAGAAAAUAGAGGUGACACCUACAGAUCAAACAGCUAAAGAAUCCAUGAUGCCAAAACCUGCUGUGGCUAAAGAUGAAAUCUCCAAAGAACAUGAGAAAUUUCCAAAGAAAGCUAACAGAAUUUUAUCGCAGGAUGUGGAGCCAGAAAUUGUGACUCUGAAACCAUUUUCAAAAGAAUCUCAUGCUGAUGUAACCCCUGAAAAGGUUACUCAGGAACAAAAAGAGAAAAAGCCUGUAGAUAUUAAGCGCCCAGAGAGACCGGAAACACAUCAUAUCCUGAAGGAACCUCACAUCCAGGUAAAAGAACCAGGAAAAAGUGAAAAAACAUUUGAAGAGCCUGAAAAGAUUGAAAAGCUAGAGCCACCCCAUGAUCAUCCCAUGAAGAGUACUACUACUCCAGAAAAGACAACACAGGAAGUUCCCAAGGAAGAGAAGGCAAUAACUAAAAAGCGUGGAAUUAUUCCAAAGGAUGAAGCGAAAAAAGAAGAGGUAUUGUUGAAACCCGUAGAAGGAAAAAUAAUUGCACAGAAAACUCCUUCACCAAAGGUAGAUAAACCUAGUCCUCAAGUCGCUUCACUGACAAAAAAGAGUCCAAAAGAUGAAGAUAAGCCAGCAAUGUCAGAAAAGAUUGGUCUUCCACCAAAAGAAAUGAAGGGAAAAGAACCCGGAGAGCUGAAAAAGACACCUUCACCAAAAGCAGAGAUACCAAAACCUAAACCCACUGAAUCCAUUCCAAUGGAAAGAAAGUCUAGUGUAAAAUCACCCAAGAAGAUUUCACCAAAAGAUUCACUUGAGUCUGUAAUUCUGAAGAAGGUUGCAAAGACAGUUUCCCCCAAAGAAGAAAAGACUACUCAGGAACCUACUUUGAAAACAAGUGAAGUGCCAGUGGUGAAGGAGUUGUCUCCUAGUGUUUUACAUCUACAAAAGAUUCCUACACAGCAAGAGGAGGUAAUUCAUGAACAUGAGCAGGAGGUCGUGAAUGAUGAAGAUGAAGAAACUUGGGGAUGGGAACUUGCUCCUAGGGACAGUUAUGGAUCCGAAACCUUUGAUGACGUUUUGGAGGAUGGGGCCGUUGAAACCCCAGGAAUGGGUGACAAGAAAGGUGAGAUGGUAGCACCAAAAGCUUACCAUUGAUCUCAUGGCUCCCUACAGUCGUUCUAAAUAAUAUCCACUCAACCCAACCUUCAUUAAAACCCUUUAACAAGUGUCUUCUUUGUUCAGUGUCCUUUGAUGUUUGAUGUUUGUCCUUCCCUUGAUUAGUUCGUUCUUUCAUUCUUGAUUUGUUGACCCUCUUCAUAAAAUGUUGUGUGUCUAUCAGUCCUGUUCUGUCAUAAAACUGUUUGUCAGUAUCACUUUCAUUCCUUCAUCUUCAUUUGUCAUUUUCGUUGUAGGUGUCAUUUGUCCUGGGCUGUGUUUUUCAAACUUGCUUUAUUGUCUCAUUAAUCCGUUUACAUAUAUUGUAUAAGAUAUAUAUCAUUUAUCAACCAAACAUUUCAGACCUAUGUUGUUUUACCAUUUCAAGCAAGUCAGUAUAACAUAUUUCAAACAGAUGGAAAACCAAAGGAGGAGCCCGCUCCAGGCAGAGGCAGAGGACUAAGAC
Messenger RNA from Megalobrama amblycephala (Wuchang bream), 2657 nucleotides. Its product is annotated as myb-like protein X. Lineage: Eukaryota; Metazoa; Chordata; Actinopteri; Cypriniformes; Xenocyprididae. The transcript has a single exon. The record is from RefSeq and is a predicted model, not a curated record. The coding region runs from base 332 to 2191 and encodes 619 amino acids.